AUGUUAAUUAAGCAUAGCGGUGACAGUUAUGAGGGUGAUUGGGAAAGGGGAAUUAGGAAUGGUUAUGGUAUUGAAAGAUUUACAAACGGAACUGUUUAUAUGGGAAAUUUUGUAAAUGGCAUUCGGUACGGCUAUGGAGAAAUACAAAUGAAGGACAAAUCUAUUUAUGAAGGCACUUUUGAUGAUGGAAUCACUGGACAUGGGAGGAUUGUCUGGCCUAAUGGUGAAGAAUAUGUUGGGGAUGUGUUGGAUGGGUAUAAGCAUGGUUACGGUACUACGGUUUAUAAUGGUAAAAAAGUCAAUGGAUAUUAUCAAAACGGGCACCGCAUUGUAUGA
Messenger RNA from Babesia microti strain RI, 336 nucleotides. RefSeq lists its product as hypothetical. The coding region runs from base 1 to 336 and encodes 111 amino acids. The transcript has 4 exons. Lineage: Eukaryota; Apicomplexa; Aconoidasida; Piroplasmida; Babesiidae. The record is from RefSeq and is a predicted model, not a curated record.